AUGGGCUCAUACAAAGACAAGCUCCAGUUCCAGCAAGUACCUUUGGGAGAGCAUCACGUAAUCCUCGGGCAAAUUCAAAAAGUCCUCUCUGAUUUUCAAGAUGUGUUUCCUUCAGACCUCCCAACAGGACUUCCUCCCAAGCGCUCAGUGGAUCACCGGAUCGUGCUACAACCUGGAUCUGAACCGCCUGUUCGUGCCACCUACCGCAUGAGCGCCGCUGAACUGAAGGAAGUCCAAGCUCAACUGGAAGAACUCCUUGAAAAAGGCUUCAUUCGUGUCAGUUCUUCCCCCUAUGCAGCCCCUAUCCUCUUCGUAAAGAAGAAAGAUGGAUCCCUUCGCAUGUGUAUUGACUACCGCGCCCUCAACAAACUCACCAUCAAGAACCGAUACCCGCUGCCACAAGUGGAAGAACUCUUCGAGCAACUCGGCGAGGCCAAAAUUUUCAGCAAGCUUGAUCUUCGAAGCGGUUACCAUCAGGUUCGCGUUGCUGAGGAAGACAUCGAGAAAACAGCAUUCCGAACCCGCUAUGGGCAUUUUGAAUUCCUUGUACUUUCCUUUGGACUCACAAAUGCCCCUGCCACUUUCAUAUGCUUGACGCACAACAUUCUGAUUUUCAGCAAGUCAUUGAGACAACACUCUGAGCACCUGCGCCAGGUACUCAUGAAGCUUCGCGAACAUCGGCUUUUUGCAAAAGAGAGCAAGUGUGAGUUCGCAAAUUCCUCCAUCCCUUUCCUGUUUCAUAUCAUCUCUCAUAAUCAGCUUGCUAUGGACCCCACCAAGAUUCAGGUCGUUGAGAACUGGAAGCAGCCUACCUGCAUCAAGGACCUUCAAGCCUUCCUUGGCCUUGCCAAUUACUACUGCAAAUUCAUCAAUCAUUUUGCUGCCAUCACCUCACCCCUCUCUAGCCUUCUUGGGGACCCGGACAGGAAGAAGCUUUCACCACCAUCAAACAUGCUCUUACCUCCUCUCCCACCCUAG
Molecule: messenger RNA, 978 nt
Organism: Closterium sp. Yama58-4
Lineage: Eukaryota; Viridiplantae; Streptophyta; Zygnematophyceae; Desmidiales; Closteriaceae
Source: the annotation of a GenBank genome assembly